Messenger RNA from Pundamilia nyererei, 1479 nucleotides. RefSeq names its product RAS-like, estrogen-regulated, growth inhibitor (gene rerg). The record is from RefSeq and is a predicted model, not a curated record. Gene Ontology annotation, molecular function: GTPase activity; GTP binding. The coding region runs from base 588 to 1190 and encodes 200 amino acids. The transcript is spliced from 5 exons. NCBI's taxonomy places the organism in Eukaryota, Metazoa, Chordata, Actinopteri, Cichliformes, Cichlidae.
CGCAGCAUCAGCCCGGUCAGAGGCAGCAGAGUGUCGGGAACUCCAGCAGCUCCUCUCUAUAUAUUUCCACUGAGGCUCUGUUUUUGGGAUUCAUUCAUCCCCGUCAGAGCUGCUGCUCGGUCCGCCCGGACAGGAUCUCCUCUUCCAUCCACCCGUCCAUCCACCUAUCCGUGUUCACCUCCCCCUCUGCCCAGAGGUGCGCAGCGUCCGCAUCUGCACCUCAGAAGGUCAGACACAUUAUUUUCGAUCAUCGGACCUGUCAACUUUUUUCUUUCUUGUUUUCCUCUCUUUCCCCCCCAUUUCUGUCCUCUUGAUUUCAUCACCGGGGGAAUUACUACUGAAUUCAGCGGUCACCGGUGAGUCGCCCUGCCGGUGUUUUCUCGUGAGGCGAAAUCCCCGCAAUAUACAGGCGUGGAAGCGAUCAGACUUGUGGUCAGGCCAAGAGGUCUGAUAUAUUAGCAGCUGAGGGAAUCCUUUUAAGGAAGCUCGUGUUUCCUGAGAAGCUGCUUCCUGGAUGGAGGAUGUUUGGGGCUGACCUCGGAGAUCACUGACUGGCUCGCUGAGCUUCUCUCGUCACAGCUGCUGUCAUGGCCAAAAGCCCGGAGGUGAAGCUGGCCGUCUUCGGCAGAGCCGGGGUGGGAAAGUCAGCUCUGGUGGUGAGAUUUCUGACCAGACGCUUCAUCUGGGAGUAUGACCCCACACUUGAAUCAACAUAUCGUCAUCAAGCCAAUAUCGACGAUGAGGCUGUCACCAUGGAGAUUCUCGACACUGCAGGCCAGGAGGACAUCCAGCAGAGGGAGGGUCACAUGCGUUGGGGUGACGGCUUUGUCCUUGUGUAUGACAUCACGGAUCGGGGAAGCUUUGAGGAGGUGGGGCCGCUCCGAAGCCUCCUAGAGGAGGUGAAGAAACCGAAGAACGUUCCUCUGGUUCUGGUGGGCAACAAGUCUGACCUGGACCACGUCCGGCAAGUCGGUACAGAGGAAGGAGAGCGGCUGGCAGCCGAAAUGGCGUGUGCCUUCUACGAAUGCUCUGCCUGUGCCGACGAGGGCGGCGCUGUGGCCGAGGCGUUCCACGAGCUCUGCAGAGAGGUGAGACGCCGCAAAGCUGUUCAGGGAAAAGCCAGACGCCGCAGCUCCACCACUCAUGUCAAACAGGCCAUCAACAAGAUGCUGACCAAGAUCAGCAGCUAGGGAAGAGCCAUGCUACCGCCUGAUGACAGGAACAAAAAUUGCUUUUCUCGCUGAAAUGUUUUGGACCAUCAGUGGACGAUGACUGAUUUAAGUGUGAAAUGUGUUCUUCUGUUAUUCUCUAAUUGUUAUUCGAUGAAAAAAAAUAAAAUCCAAGUGCACCGUCUUUUCAGGCUGUAAGAGACAGCUAAUGACACUUGGCUUGGGAGCCAUAAAAGAUGAUUUCUCAUUAAUAAAAAACUGAAAUGCUUUUGGAUUGAGAUGACAGACAUUGAUGAGUCAUGUCGACUAG